AUGUCAGCUUCAGAUAACGACAGUGCGCUGGAGGCACUCAGUGCCCACACUGACGACGGUGAUGACUCGGAUGUUAAUGAAGCUGACUCCGGAUACUGGGCGCGAGAAGAGUCGACGCGCUCUGUGACGGCGAGCGUUUACGAUUAUGAGAGACUGCACAAUCGAACUUACCACGCCUUUCAUAGCGGCAAGUAUCUCAUGCCCAAUGACGAGACCGAGCGUCUGAGGAUGGACAUUACCUAUCAUGCCUUUCGUUAUGCACUAAGGAACACGUUAUUCCUCGCUCCCAUCACUCAUCCAAGAGCGAUUCUCGAUGUCGGCACUGGAACGGGCAUAUGGGCCAUGGACGCAGCCGACGCCCAUCCGGAUGCAGUCGUUAUCGGUACAGACUUGAGUCCGAUUCAACCUCAUUUUGUUCCGCCCAACCUGACUUUCGAGAUUGCUGACGCCGAUGAAGAAUGGACCUUUGGUCGGAACUUCGACCUCAUCCACACCCGAAUCAUGAUCGACUCUUCCCUGCGCAGCUGGCCCCAUUUCUUCGACGAGGCAUUUCGAGCUCUCAAUCCUGGCGGCUGGGUGGAAUGCCAGGAACUGGACUACAACCGGCGAAGCGAUGACAACACCAUCCCUGCUGACAGCCGACUUUGCUUCUGGGAACGGGAAUGGACAAGAGGCAUGGAGAUGAUAGGUAUGGGUGGAUAUUGCAGACCACAGCUCGUCAUGGAGCAAAUGCAACAUGCAGGGUUCAUAAACGUCGUCUGUCGCAGCUUCAAACUUCCAGUCGGUCCCUGGCCGAGAGACGAGACGCUGCGGCAAGCCGGGCUGUUCGGCCUGGUCAACGUCCUGGAAGGACUCCAAGGGCUGAGUCUGAAGAUUUUCACCGGACUUCUUCACUACUCACUUGACGAACUGGAGGCGCUUUUGGUGGAAUGUCGACAGGAAGUUAGGGACCGUUCCGUGCACAGCUACUGGCCAGUGUAA
Messenger RNA from Cladophialophora carrionii CBS 160.54, 981 nucleotides. RefSeq lists its product as uncharacterized. The transcript is spliced from 2 exons. Gene Ontology annotation, molecular function: methyltransferase activity. Bases 1 to 981 code for a protein of 326 amino acids. Lineage: Eukaryota; Fungi; Ascomycota; Eurotiomycetes; Chaetothyriales; Herpotrichiellaceae. The record is from RefSeq and is a predicted model, not a curated record.